Candida albicans SC5314 is the source of this 1203-nucleotide messenger RNA. RefSeq lists its product as uncharacterized. NCBI's taxonomy places the organism in Eukaryota, Fungi, Ascomycota, Pichiomycetes, Serinales, Debaryomycetaceae. Gene Ontology annotation, molecular function: (S)-2-hydroxy-acid oxidase activity; (S)-2-hydroxyglutarate dehydrogenase activity. Gene Ontology annotation, cellular component: mitochondrion. Bases 1 to 1203 code for a protein of 400 amino acids. The record is from RefSeq and is a predicted model, not a curated record. The transcript has a single exon.
AUGUUUAGACAAUUGAAUAGACUACGCCAUUUCCACACAUUGGCUGUAUUGCAAUCUGACUUUUCACACGUUGUUAUUGGCGGAGGUGUCGUAGGUACAGCAAUAGCGGCCGAACUCCAAGAACAACCGGGAAAUGAAGUUUUAUUAAUUGAUAAAAAUGAACAAUUAGGAAUGGAAACUACGUCAAGAAAUUCAGAAGUUAUUCAUGCAGGGAUAUAUUAUCCUCCGAAUUCAUUAAAAUCCAAACUAUGCAUUGCUGGGAAAAACAAAAUCUAUGACGCUUGGGCAAAAGGUAAUUUCCAAGUUGCUUUGAAACAAUGUGGGAAAUGGGUGGUUGCUCAAACAGAUAAAGAGGCAGAAUACCUUGAAAAAAUAAACAAUAUAGCAAAAGAGGUUAGCGUCCCAGUAAAUUUUAUCUCACCAACAAAGGCAAAGGCAAAAUACCCUUUAAUUCGAGCCGAGACAGCUAUUCUUGAAAGUCCAACUACAGGAAUCAUAUCAUCUCAUGAUUACACUCUUUUCCAUCAAGCAAGAUUCGAGAGUAACAACGGGACUAUUGGACUCAAUACAGAAUUAACAGACUUGGAGUAUAAUAAAGGAACUUCAAACUAUACCUUACGAUUAGAAUCGGAUGCUGGUGAAAUGGAAUUGACAUCAGACAAUGUUGUCAAUGCAGCAGGACUAUAUGCUGCUCAAGUUUCAAACUUGUUGUUACCAAAGGAAAGACAAUAUCAAGGUUAUUUUGCCAAGGGAAAUUAUUUCAGUUAUCUGCCAACAACAUCGAUAGGCAAAAUAACCGAUGUGUUGAUAUAUCCUUGUCCAAAUCCUAAUGCUUCGUCUUUGGGCACACACUUGACGUUUGACCUAGGCGGUCAAUUGAGAUUUGGUCCUGAUUUAGAAUGGUUAGAUAUAAAAAGAGCCGAAGAUAUAGAUUAUACCCCAAAUCCACAAAACUUAAAAGAAGCGUAUAAGGCAAUCAAGACUUAUUUCCCGAGCAUCACUCUUGAUUCAUUGCAUCCUUCUUAUUCUGGAGUAAGACCAAAAAUUUAUUCAUUAGAAGAGAAUAUGAAAAAGUUUGCUGAUUUUGAAAUAAAACAAGAACCAGGAUACCCAGGGUUUGUUAAUCUUUUGGGUAUGGAAAGUCCUGGUUUAACAGCUUCAUGGGCAAUCGGAGAAUACGUUAAAGAUCUAUACCAUAAAUAA